Molecule: messenger RNA, 1025 nt
Organism: Neurospora tetraspora
Lineage: Eukaryota; Fungi; Ascomycota; Sordariomycetes; Sordariales; Sordariaceae
Exons: 2
Coding region: 485-952 (155 amino acids)
Source: RefSeq, a predicted model, not a curated record
CCUUCAGCCCGGACAACAACGACAACGACCGCAACAACAAAAGCCAGAGACUUAUAUAUAUCCUACAGCUGCGGACACUUCGGAGCCUCUAAUAGCUGCAUCCAUUUGCAGCUUGCAUCAAGAAAGAUCUCCAUCAAACGUAUCAUUACUCCAAUUUCGGCUGCUGUCCGCGUCCUCGGCUUUAGGUUCUGGACUUUGGUCACCUAACCCAGCAGUUGCAAUAGGAUGACAGUGACGGCGACGGACAGGAGACAGGACGGACUCGAACUUUUUACAGCAGCACGCCACCUUCCUCGACAUCUGCACGGCACGCUGUCGGUUUUUUUCACCCCAUCAACUCCUUCGAAAAUCGGCCGGUUCAGAUCUUAGACAUCACGCUCUCUCUGGACAUAGACCAGACGAAUCGAAAGGCUUCUGCCAACCGACCGUCGCUUCGCUUUUCGAAAACACACGGAGACACAACCCCCAUCUCCAAUCAGCAAAAAUGUCCGAAUCCGACUUUGCAAGCUGGUACAGCUGGAUCACUGGAGCCAGCCUGCUCCCAGCAGAGUAUAGCCACGGUUUGGAAAUACUAACUGGAAUUUUUAAAACGCUGGCGCUAGCCCCCAUCCUCCCCAUCAUCGCAUUGGUUGUGUAUGAUUUCACCCUCUGGAUGUGGAGGCUCCUCGUCAUCGGCAGAAACCCGCAGCGAGAAGCUAUCGAGUACAUGACGGGGGGCAGUGUCGCAGCUAGCCCGAGUGGCAGUUCACCUGCAACGCCUUCGCACAUUGGUUCGCCGACUAAAGGAUCGCUAUCACCGACAAGGAACAAUUCGUCGACCUACAAGGACGCAGCGAUAAAGGGCACCACGACAGGCUUGGCGAUGAAUGGUUCUACACCGAUUGUGCUAAGGAAUGGGGGUGAUGGUGGAGAUGUCAAGGUUACACAGGAAGGAGUGGGAUCGCGACCAUGAUGGAUGGAACAUCCGCGCAGGCAUGGACGGAGGAAUAAGUGGUGUUAUCAAACAGCCUGGUACACAGAACAGC